This is a messenger RNA of Syzygium oleosum, 3132 nucleotides long. RefSeq names its product pentatricopeptide repeat-containing protein At3g62890-like. The transcript has 2 exons. Gene Ontology annotation, molecular function: protein binding; zinc ion binding; RNA binding. NCBI's taxonomy places the organism in Eukaryota, Viridiplantae, Streptophyta, Magnoliopsida, Myrtales, Myrtaceae. The record is from RefSeq and is a predicted model, not a curated record. The coding region runs from base 123 to 1970 and encodes 615 amino acids. Gene Ontology annotation, biological process: RNA modification.
UGGUUUUCUUUUCUUUUCUCGUCUCUCCUCCUGUAACGCAGAAGUUAGUAACGGUAAUAUAUACAAACACAAAGCGUGCAACCGCAAGAAUGCUGUCGAAACGUUGAACCGCCGCCGCGAGCAUGAAGAGGCCCCUCAGCCUAAUCCCAAGAACCUCCCGAGCUCUCCCGCUCCGCCGCCCGGCGGCGGCGACCGCCGUCGCGCGAACUCGCGGCUCGCCGGCUCGCGCUUACCGCUCCGCGUCGGCUCCGCCGGAGACCCGGUCGCGAGCGCCCGGAUGCGAGAGCGCCCUCCCGGCGGAGCCGCCAGCGGCUCGAGCCAGGGCCAGCCCGGCGCCGUCUUGGCACGUCGUCCAGGCCUCUCUGAUGAGCCUCGUCGAGGGCCGCGUCCGUUCGGACUGGUGGGGCUCGUCUUCUCCUCUGUUCCUCCAGUUCGGCGAGUCGGUCGGCAGCGAGCUGUGCAGGCACUUGAUCAGACGUUGCACGGGCCAGGGCAAGCACCUCCAUUCGGUGUUCGUGUUCAUCCAGAUGCAGAGAGUCGGCGCGCGUCCCGAUUCUUUCACCUUCGCCCCGGUCCUCAAGUCCGUCGCGCGGUUGUGCCUCCGAGAGAUGGGGAGAUCCGUGCACGCUUAUGCGGCCAAGGCGAACUUGGAUGGCGAUGUUUACGUGGGUACUUCGCUCGUCAAUUUCUAUAGUGGUUGUUCGUUGAUUGGGGAUGCCCGUAAGGUGUUUGAUGAGAUGGGUGAGAGGAAUUCUGUUUCUUGGAAUGCGCUGAUAACUGGUCACGCCCAUAAUAGGAAAUUCGCGGAAGCUCUCGAUUUGUUUAGGGAGAUGCAGGCUGAUGGGGUGGAACCGACCGAGGUCACCAUGGUGGGGGUUUUAUCUGCUUGCGCUCACUUGGGGGCUUUGGGCCUCGGAAAGUGGGUUCAUGAGUAUAUCGACUGCCACGGAUUAAAGUUGAAUGAGUUUCUGGGUACUGCACUCGUGGACAUGUAUGCCAAAUGUGGAGCUGUAACGGAGAUGGAGAAGGUAUUUAUGGCAACGAGAGUAAAAAAUGUCUAUACAUGGAAUGCCUUGAUUUCAGGCUUCGCCAUGAAUGGACGUGGUGAAGCUGCUUUACAGGCUUUCUCUAGGAUGGUAAUGGAGAACCUGAAGCCUGAUGGUGUCACAUUUUUGGGCAUAUUGUGCGCUUGUUGUCACGAGGGUCUUGUUGAUGAGGGGAAGAGGUACUUCAGGAUCAUGAAGGAGGAGUUUGGAUUGCGACCGGGACUUGAGCAUUAUGGAUGUAUGGUAGAUUUACUUGGUCAAACUGGAUUGUUUAGUGAGGCUCUACAUCUAAUCCAGAAUAUGGACUUGAAACCAGAUCCAAUCAUUUGGAGGACUCUGCUAGGUGCUUGCCGAACUCAUCGGAAUGUUCCGUUGGGCAGGUAUGCAGCGAGGAAGCUUCUUGAGUUGGAGCCUACUAAUGCGGACAAUUAUGUUUUGCUUUCGAAUAUAUAUGCUCAGGAUUCUAUGUGGGAUGAAAUAGCACAAUUGAGGGCAAUGAUGAACCAAAAAGCAAUUCCCAAAGUGGCUGGAUGCAGCUCAAUUGAAAUUGGGAAUGCAAUUUAUGAGUUCAUUGCAUCGGAUUGUCUAAAACCAGAGGUGCGUGACUUGUUAGAUGACAUAAGGAAGGAACUGAAGCAGGUUGGUUAUGCUGCAAACACUGGCUUGGCCUUGUAUGACAUUGAGGAAGAGGAAAAGGAAAGUUCCGUUGCAUUUCACAGCGAGAAAAUUGCUUUGGCAUUUGGCCUUAUGAAAUCUCCUCCUCGAUCCACUCUAAGAAUAGUCAAGAAUCUUAGAGUUUGUCAAGACUGCCAUGUCUUCUUUAAGCUAGUUUCAUUGGUCUAUAAGAGGGAGAUCAGCCUUCGAGAUAGAAAUCAGUUCCAUCAUUUUGCUGGAGGCUCGUGUUCCUGCAGGGAUCACUGGUGAUACCUCCGUUACAGCUGAUGGCAGAAAGUGCUUGCUCUUGCAUCCACCUCUUUUUUCCCAGGAUACAUUCGGUGGGAAUUUGUCAAUGGAGCUUAAUCUAUUGUCAUUGUAAAUCUGCACCAGAUGAAUUGUUUAAGUGAAGUGGAAUGCGUAAAGGCUUCCGUGAGGGGUUAUUAGCCAAGUCUGGUCCUUGUCUACAAUAUAAAGCCAUUGGACGUUCUUGAACUAUCAAGAGCUCCUUCCAUUUGCACUGAAUCUGGUUCAUGCUUGUGGGUUCAUAGCAGGCUGGAGGACUUGAAGUGAAGAUCUUUUGCUCUAUGUGGAGAUGAAGAUGAAGAUUGAGAACUUAUUGCUCCCUUUACGAAUGUCUUUCUCUCAUCCGUCUCGGAGAACUUGUUCUUCUUGUCCUACAGUUGAGAUGCUGAAUCAUCUCAGCUGUCAAGCAGUUCUUGCUAUCACCCACCUUGCCUCUUCUGAAGAAUGCAUCAUAUCCAACACUUAGCUCCUCAUAAGUGGAGUUCAUGCUAAAGGUUCCGUUCUUGUUGGCUUCUAAGCUCCUCAGAUUCUUGAGACUGUAGAGUUUUAUUAUCUCCCGAACUACUCUCUUUCUUUCUUCUUCCUUUGAAAAUGGAAAACCCAAGAACUCAGCCAAUAACUUCACAUGGCCUCAAGUGUCUCUCUUUACAUCUUCAUAAUGGAAGAAAAGCACUUUCUUUGGUUCCUCUAGACUUGUUCUGUAAUAUCCCAACACAUGAUCCCAAAAGGGUCCUGCAAGAGAAACCCUUCUGCAGAAUUUCUCAAACACCUCUUGUAAACAAAUUGAUUCUCUCUCCUAUCUUUACCUUCUCUGCUAGGAAAAUCCAAUAAGAGACGAGAACAUCACCAGCAUUUCUAGCUGCAUAAACUAUCUUUGAACCACUCUUACUGAUGGAAUUCGGCUGUGCAGUGUAAGAGAUCUGAGUUGAAAGUAGUUUUGGAGAGGGAAUGGCAUUCAAACUAGCAACAAGGUCAUUCUCAUAUGCUUGGAAUUCUAAGACAAGCACGUAAAUAUGAGGACUCGUUCUGAGCAAAGGGUGUGAUAAGGGAUCGAAUUAGUGUGCUCUAACUAUGGCAUAGAUUAAAGCCUGCCACAUCGUGCCACAUUAUGGGAAGGUGGCCAAGC